Molecule: messenger RNA, 845 nt
Organism: Drosophila miranda
Lineage: Eukaryota; Metazoa; Arthropoda; Insecta; Diptera; Drosophilidae
Product: protein tantalus-like
Exons: 2
Coding region: 22-645 (207 amino acids)
Source: RefSeq, a predicted model, not a curated record
AGCCGGAAAAAGAUACGAGAAAUGCCUGCAAAGAAAAAACUUGAAGGCAAAGCUAAAGCCGGGAGUAUACUGGGGGAUACAGGAUCUGUGGCAACCGCGACUAUGGUUCGGCGCCAAAUGCCGCCGCGCGCCUGCAAGAGCAAGAGCCAGAGCGCCGCCAGGCCCAGCCGCCUGGCCAAGAAGCCCAGCCUGACGCCGACCACCGGUUCUCAGGCGCCAUCGCAGACCAUCGCAAAGUCGAGGCCCACCGGUCUCGAGACGAUUUUUGAACGGCCCGGCAAUGAGGACGACGGGCCCACCAGCAGCCAUGCCGUGGCAUUCGGCGAGUGCCAGCGCCGCGUCCUCGCCCUGGGUACGGGCGAAAAAAAAAGAACCCUGUCGCAGAAGAGCUGCCUGAAGGUGCGCAACACCUUGGGCGAACGCAGCACCCGGCACAUGAUGACACUGCGGGCGUCCCUCACUACUUUGGACAGCGUAAUGCUCGGGGGCUCGGACGAUGAAGGCGAGUCGGUCGGAGUCGCUCCCGCAGUCGCUCCCGUAGCUGCUCCCGAAGUCGUUCCCGCUGGAGGAAAUGCCGGUACAAAUCAGCCGGCACCAUUCGUGCUGCGCACCAGCAGGAGGCUCAAGAGUCUGCCUCCGUUUUAGAUUGUUGCACCUUCCACCCUCCAAAUGAAAGAAAAAGAAUAAAGAAAAGAAAAGCAAAGAAAAGAAAAACCCUCUACAGAAUGUCUCUUUUGCUCUCAUUGUAAAUUGAAGCGCCUCUUUCGGCGGAACCUACCCCAAGAGCGGAAAGCGGAGAUCAAUUAGAAUUGUGAACCCCAAAGCGAGCGAUUGAUACGAUACAC